This is a messenger RNA of Penicillium robsamsonii, 1008 nucleotides long. RefSeq lists its product as uncharacterized. Gene Ontology annotation, biological process: regulation of transcription by RNA polymerase II. The coding region runs from base 1 to 1008 and encodes 335 amino acids. NCBI's taxonomy places the organism in Eukaryota, Fungi, Ascomycota, Eurotiomycetes, Eurotiales, Aspergillaceae. Gene Ontology annotation, cellular component: mediator complex. Gene Ontology annotation, molecular function: transcription coregulator activity. The transcript is spliced from 2 exons. The record is from RefSeq and is a predicted model, not a curated record.
AUGCCUAUCACAGGCGUCUACUUUAUCCCUUCAAACCCCAACGCCUCAACAGCCCUCCAAUUAGUAACAGAGCGCCUCCGCGCCGCCUUCCCAAAUGAAGAACUAACUCCAAUCGGCCGCUGGGGCCUGGAACAAAAGCUCUUGCGCGACACUCCAGGCCUACUCCCCUCCUCCUCGAACUCAAACAAGAAACCUUCAAACCCACGCUACAUGCAAUUCCUCUCAUUAACCCACUACCCAACCCACGGCUUCAUCUACACCUCAGAGGCCGAGAAAACAGCCCCAGCACUAAACCAAAAUCAACCCCAGAAUGCAGCAGGCGCGCCUGGCCCCAUAAAUGGCGUCGCGCCGGACCACUCCCCUUCCCCGUCAAUGGUCAUGAUAACUGCUCCCCCCUCGUCAUACGGAACCCUCUUCCAGCACUUCACCUACGCUUGUCAGCCCUUCUGGGCCCAUCGGCUCACGCUAACGGUCCCGAACGGUAUCGUCUAUGAGGUUGGUGACUUCCGCGUGCGUCUGGGUGAUGUGCGGCAAACGUUCCCGACGGCGCGGGUGCGUGGUACGGUCAUUGAGGUUGAAUGGCGCGGUCCAUCGGUUGUGGAGGCGGUUCCUGUGGGCCUGGAUGAUGGCUCAUUUGGUGUUGGUCUUGGUGCUGGCGGUGCUGGCGAUGUGGAUGUUGAAGCUGCGGGUAUCGACCUCGCUAGCUCUGCGAUUGAGGAGUCGGACAUCGAUGCGGAGUAUGCGGCGACUGCGUCGUUGAUUCGGGAGUUUUGGGGGAGAUUGGGUGUUGAGGCUCGGGAGGCGAUUCUUAUUCCGAAUGUUGGGAUGGAGGUGAAGGAUCGGCUGAGGAAGUGGAAGAAGGCUGGAUCUGGGGUUGAUACCAAGAUUGAUACUAGAGUUGAUGAGGUUGGCUCUGUGGUUGGUGAGCGAGCUGAAGAAGACCCUGACCCGUGGUCUGGGGCGGAUGUUGCGAGGCAGUUUAUGGAGGUUUUGAGGUUUAAUCGAUAA